AUGGGAACAGAAAAUAAGACAGUCGAACAAAUGCAGUGCCCUUUAAGAGAAUUAUUCGCAACAGAAGCAGCAGCGACAUCAAGACCCCCAUAUCUGUAUGGCAGAAGCACACACAAUCAAAGAAUCGAAUAUUGGUGGUGUAUUCUUCGUAAACAUCAUGCACAGUUUUGGAUGAAUAUGUUUCAGCGUCUUAAAGAUGAAGGUUUAUUUGAUGGUUCUUUACUGGAUAAGUCAUUGGUUCAAUUUUGCUUCGGAAGUUUGGUUCAGAACGAAAUGGAUCAAGUAGUCAGAGAAUGGAAUGCCCAUAAAAUAAGCAAAUCAAGGAAUAGCAUAAUGCCCUGUGGAAGGCCUCGUAUAAUGCUUGAAAUGCCUUCUUUAUAUAACGCUAAAAAUUGUUUAAUACCUGUACCACAAUUCGCACUAGAGCCCUUAUUAUCUUAUUAUUUUAUUCCAACCUUUACGUGCUGUAUAGAUUUUCCUGAUGAGGAUGAAAGUGAAGAAGAAAUUGAUGAAAACGAAGAUUUUGGCGAUUUAUCAGAUUUGGAUGACGGCAAUCAUGGUAAAGGUGACAUCAGUUGUAAUGGAAGUGACUCCGAAGGGAUAGAUGACGAUAAAAACGAUAUAGUCCAGGAGGCAGUGAAAUUUUUUAGCACUUAUUUUCCUAUCUGGCUGAAAUUUUUGGAUGGGUUUACAAGAUGA
Molecule: messenger RNA, 699 nt
Organism: Ceutorhynchus assimilis (cabbage seed weevil)
Lineage: Eukaryota; Metazoa; Arthropoda; Insecta; Coleoptera; Curculionidae
Source: the annotation of a GenBank genome assembly